GAGUGCGUGAACAUUCGAACGACAAGCCCAAGUAAUCAGCAAUCGCCCAGACCAGACCAGGCAGACGAGAAAACGGCACGGCGGUCGCUAACCACAUACUGCCAAGAGCGUACUUCGUACAUGUACAUUAAGUUACAAUUACAUGCAUCGUACACACAUACAGGCAUACAUAUUGGUGGCGUCGCAUCGUGUCGGCAGAGUCAUCACAGGUACAUACAUCCAUACAUCCAUCCAUCCAACACGCCGAUACCACCAUCAGCAGCAUCCAUACAUACGGCACCACAUCAGCACACACACACACACACACACACACACACACACACUCAGCGGCACCGCAACAAUGCCCACCUCGCCAACCUCAGCACCCCACACCCACGCCCAUGCCCGACCGCAUCCUCAGUCUCCCUGGUUCUCUCUCGUUCUCAUUCAUUCGCGCCUUAGGUCUUCUCAUCUGCUGCGCUGCUCCAGCUAUGUAUGUACAGACUCCAUCCCAUCCGGCCACAUUAGUAGACAAGUAGCAAAACAAGAAAGCAAUCCCAGCACCCACUCCAUCCCCACCCCAUCUCAUCCGUUUGUUUGUUUGACCAUCCCAUCCGUCCAUGCCAUUGUCAUGGCGUCCCAUGUCAAGCGUCUCCGUCAUUAUCCCAACCAUCCGCGCAAGCACCAACCAACCAACCAACCAGUAAGCUCCCAACCCAUCCCACCCUAUCCCAUUCAAUUCAUUCCGCGACUCUGACCGGACCAAACCGACCGACCGACCCAUGCCCUACCAGACCCA
Aplosporella prunicola CBS 121167 is the source of this 778-nucleotide messenger RNA. RefSeq lists its product as uncharacterized. The transcript has a single exon. The coding region runs from base 143 to 736 and encodes 197 amino acids. NCBI's taxonomy places the organism in Eukaryota, Fungi, Ascomycota, Dothideomycetes, Botryosphaeriales, Aplosporellaceae. The record is from RefSeq and is a predicted model, not a curated record.